Messenger RNA from [Candida] anglica, 1817 nucleotides. Lineage: Eukaryota; Fungi; Ascomycota; Pichiomycetes; Serinales; Debaryomycetaceae. The record is from the annotation of a GenBank genome assembly.
GUGCUUCCACCUUAUUCAUCAUGCAGAUCAAGAAGAAGGGAACAUCCGGUAACGCCAAGAACUUCAUUACCAGAACCCAGGCGGUCAAGAAGUUGCAAGUCUCUCUUGCUGACUUCCGUCGUCUUUGUAUUUUCAAGGGUAUUUAUCCUCGUGAACCAAGAAAUAAGAAGAAGGCUAACAAGGGAUCUACUGCCCCAGUAACUUUCUACUACUCCAAGGAUAUCCAAUAUCUCUUGCACGAGCCAGUCUUAGCCAAGUUCAGAGAACACAAGACUUUUGCUAAGAAGUUACAACGUGCUCUUGGUAGAGGUGAAGUUAGAGAUGCACAAAAAUUGGAAAGUAAUCGUCCAAAGUAUACUUUAGAACAUGUUAUCAAGGAAAGAUAUCCAUCCUUCUUGGAUGCUCUCAGAGACAUCGAUGAUCCAUUGAACAUGUUGUUCCUUUUCGCUAAUAUGCCAGCCACUGAUAAAGUGUCUCAUAGAGUUACCAAGGAAGCUGAAAAGUUAUGUAAUCAAUGGCUUGCCUACGUUGCUAAGGAACGUCUUGUUAAGAAAGUUUUCGUUUCCAUCAAGGGUGUCUACUACCAAGCUAACGUUAAGGGUCAAGAAGUCAGAUGGUUAGUUCCAUUCAAGUUCCCUACCAACAUUCCAAGUGAUGUUGAUUUCAGAAUCAUGUUAACCUUUUUGGAAUUCUACGCUACUUUAUUACACUUUGUUUUAUUCAGAUUGUACAACGACGCUAACUUGAUCUACCCACCAACCAUUGACAUUGAAAAGUUGAAGGGUAUUGGUGGAUUAUCUAGUUAUGUCAUGCAAUCCAAGGACCAAGGUGUUGGUGCUUUAUUGCCAAAGAAGAAGGAAGAAGAAGAAGUUAGCAACGCUAAGGGUACUAAGUUAUCUAAGGAAGAAAUCGAAAGAGCUGAAAAGGCUGAUGACGUUGUUGAAGAUGUUGUUGUUGAAGAGCAAAACGUAGAAACCAUAGAAUUGGAUGAAUUUGCCUCUUCUAGUACUAAGAAUGUUGGUGAUGAAUUAAUUCAACCUUCCAAGUAUGCUUCCCCAACUUCUACUUUGUUCUCUAAGUUUAUUUUCUUUGUUGGUAGAGAAGUUCCUUUGGAUAUUCUUGAAUUCUGUAUUUUAUCUUGUGGAGGAUCUAUUGUCUCCGAAAUUGCCUUGGAUGACUUAAAGGCCAACCAACCAGAAGAAUUCAAGAAGCUUGACUUGGGUAACAUUACUCAUCAAAUUGUUGACAGACCAAAGAUCAUUGGUAAGGUUGCUGGUAGAACUUAUAUUCAACCUCAAUGGGUCUUUGAUUGUCUUAAUAAGAGUGAAUUAUUGUCUGUGAGUAAGUAUUCUCCAGGUGAAACUUUACCUCCACAUUUAUCUCCAUGGGGAGAUGCUGGUGGAUAUGAUCCAGAGGCUGAAGUAGCACCAGCUGCCGAAGGUGAAGAAGAAGAAGAAGACGAAGAAGAAGAAGAAGACGAAGAAGCUGGCUCUGAUGCUGAAGCUGAAUCUGAAGAAGAAAUCGAUGAAGAUUUGAAGGCACAAAAGGAACUUGAAUUAGAAGCUGCAGGUGUUAAGUUCUCUGAAGCUGCUGUUGAAGAACCAAAGUCCGCUAAGAAGGGUAAGAAGAGAUCUGCUGAAGAUGAAGAAAAGGAACUUAAGAUGAUCAUGAUGACCAACAAGCACCGUAAGCUUUACAAGAAGAUGCAAUAUGGUAUUGACAAGAAGGAGACCAGACAAGAAGAAUUGGCUAAGAAGAGAAGAAGACUCGAGAAGACAAAGGCUGAACUCGAAAAGUUGAAGAAAUAAAAUAGAUGC